Messenger RNA from Didymella exigua CBS 183.55, 1896 nucleotides. Its product is annotated as SET domain-containing protein. Gene Ontology annotation, biological process: peptidyl-lysine monomethylation. The record is from RefSeq and is a predicted model, not a curated record. Lineage: Eukaryota; Fungi; Ascomycota; Dothideomycetes; Pleosporales; Didymellaceae. The coding region runs from base 1 to 1896 and encodes 631 amino acids. Gene Ontology annotation, molecular function: protein-lysine N-methyltransferase activity. The transcript is spliced from 3 exons. Gene Ontology annotation, cellular component: nucleus.
AUGUCAUCAGACGAGCGCCAUAAACAUCCACUGGCCGAAGACCUGAUCGCAUGGUUCACCCGAAAUGGGGGCUGGAUGAGUCCGGAUGUCCACAUUGUUCACAACGAGUCUCAAGGUCAUCACAUGCGAGCGCUGAGGCCCACAACACCAGAGGUGGUGGCCUGUCCGUUGAAGCUGACCCUAUCGAGCCUCAACCUAGACUCUGAUCAGAAAGAGGUGCUACCGAUCACGAGCCCUCUACAGCAGUGUCGUGGCCGAAUACCUGACCACAUACUAACCUAUCUGCUCUUGAUUGAACAGCGCAACAAGGGCAAUGAUUCGCCAUGGCACCACUACAUCGCGUGUCUACCUGCGGUGGAGAGCAUGACCACCCCUCUCUGGUUUGGUGAGGAAGACGUUGCAUUCCUUGCCGGAACCAGCCUGGCCCCUGCUCUCAAGGAGAGGAAGGCAGACUACCAGAAGCAGUGGGAACACGCCGUUAGCGUGAUAAGAGAGGUUGGUGUUGCCUGGGCUGAUGAGGUCGACUUCGAAUCCCUUCUCUGGGCCGCCACCAUAUUUACAUCGCGAGCAUUCAUCUCGACACACAUCUUGCCUGAAAUCGAGACGGUACCGAUCCUCUUCCCAGUCGUUGACAUCCUCAACCACUCCGUCACGGCCAAGGUAGAAUGGGACUUCAAGCCCCACCAAUCCUUCACCCUCCGAUGCCUUGACAGCUCCGACUUCACUGUCAACGAAGAGCUCUUCAACAACUACGCCCCAAAGCAAAACGAUGAGCUGCUCCUCGGCUACGGCUUCUGCCUCGAGAACAACCCCAUUGAGCAGUUUGCCCUGAAGCUCGCCUUCCAGCCCGAGCUCAUGCAAUAUGCCACGCAGGUGGGACUGAUGCAGCCGGAGAGCGUGCCGUUCGGCAUGGACACAUCUUUCCUGCAGACAGACCCGAACAAGGAGCAGCACUUCCUGCGCGCCAAGGGACAUCCAUUCGGACGAUACGAGAACCAUAUCUCGUUCUUCCGCGGCAUACCCCCGUACAUCGUCCAUUUCUUUUUCAUCCAAACCGUUCUCUCUCUCGAUCUGGAUCUCGCCAACAUCAACAUCGCCAAACCAGGAGAGCGAAUCACCCUCCAAGUCCUCACCCUCCUCCACCAAGCCCUCACCCAGCGCAGCUCCACGCUCCCACUCACACUCCCCCUGGAACCAACAAACACCAAGCAACGCUUCGCAAAAUCCUACCGCGACGGCCAAGCCGCCGUCAUCCACGCCGUGCGCUCCGACCUCUCAUCCGCAAUCUCCACCCUCCUGAUCCCCAGCACCACGGCCCUCCCCCCGCGCUCAGCCCUCCUCACACAACCCAACGGCCUCGCAGCCCUGCGCGCCGAGUACCCCGCCGCAGCCCUCACCUUCGAAGCCGGGCUCCGCAAAUACAAUCUAAACGACGCGCAGGACGACCGCCUGGUCUGGUCUCUACUACUGGUGGCCUACGCCGCGCUCAUCCUGACCAACGCCGAGAACGCCGGGGCGCUCAAUUCCGACUUGCUCGCGCGUCUCGCGAGUGCGCAUCCGCUGCCGCGCGUCGAGGAUGGGAUUGAAGACGCCGAGACGUAUGGGUUUCUGGACGAGCAUCUUUGCGAUUUCUUGGUGUUGGAGGGCCAGCAGGGGGGGCUUGGGCCGGGCGAUGUGCUGGAUGAUCUUGGCGUUACGUUUGUGAAGGGCCCGGAUGGGGCGGGGGCGUUCAUUAGCGAGCCCACGGAGAACCUGGGCGUGCGGUUGAUCAUGUGGGCGAUGAGCGUGGCACAGGCUGAUGUUGUGUCUGUUGCUGGCGAGAGGACGGCGGAGAUGUGUUUGUUCGUCAGAGGGGAGGGAGAGGGCGUGUGGCUGUACGACGAGCUGGAGGCGUGA